GCUCGCCUCACUCCAACCCCAACUCUCCACAUCCUCCACCAUGACUGCGGCAACACCAAACGGCGCUGACGCGUCGACUGGUGAUGGCGGUCUGGCCGCGAAGCCUCCUCCAGAUGUCGUGAUCCCUCCAAAGCAAGUCCGCGACGACAUCUCAAGGACAGCCGACUUCAUCCAUCGCAGAGGCGAGGGUACAGAACACCAUCUGCGGGAACGGUCCGGUCACAUGCAAAAGUUCUCCUUCUUGAACAAAGACGAUGCAUACUACGCCUACUUCGCCUGGUACCUCAAUGAGUUGAAUCAAGGCAGGGGUGCCACCGGAACAGACGGUACGGGCGCGCAACAGGCCCAGGACAACAAGCCAAAGGGACCACCCGAGCCACCAAAGUUUCGCUUCUCGGCGCGCAUGCCCAAUAUCAGUGCGAAAGACCUUGAAAUCCUGAAAGUAACUGCGGCUUACACAGCGAGGAAUGGUGAAAACUGGCUGAAGGAACUCCGAGGUCGCGAGGGUGCCAAUUUCCAAUUCGACUUCCUCCGCCCAAACCACAGUUUCUUCCAAUUCUUCAGGUCGUUAGUUGACCAGUACAAGAUCUUGCUUGAGGAUGAGGACACCGUCCAAGCCCGCAUCGACGAGCUGACUCUCAACAUCCAGAACCGCUUCCAUGUACUAGACAGGGCUAAGGCGCGCGCCGAAUACGUCAAGUAUCAGGCACAACAGAAACAACAAGAGGAAAAGAAGGUGGAGGAUGAGCGGAAAGAGUAUGCUCAAAUAGACUGGCACGACUUCAGCAUCAUUGCGACCGUCACGUUCGACGAGCUCGAUGACCAAGCUGAGCUACCACCCCCAACUUCUCUCAAUGACUUGCAGUCAGCUUCGUUGGAACAGAAGGCGAUGGUAUCUUUAUCUGCUGGACGACUUGAAGAGGCAGCACCCGAUGAGGAGACGUACUAUAACGUUUCCCAGCAAGCUCCGCAGAUGCCACCGCAGGUACAAGCACCGAUGCAGUUUCCUAUGCCACAACCAAUGGCACCACCCGUUCAGCCUGUGUACCAACCACAACCACUGGCCGUUCAGGACUAUCGAACACCCGCACAGAUUGCCCGCGAGGAAGAGGAGGAGCGCGUCAUCCGCGAGCGGCAGGCAGAGCGCGAACGCGCUGCGCAAGCGCAAGCCGCUGCGAAGGGAGCGGGUGGCCCAAUGCGCAUCAGGGCAGAUUAUGUACCUCGCGCGGGAGUCAAGAAGCAAAACGUUCCAAUGGCUCUCUGUCCCAAUUGUAAACAACAAUUUCCUGCUAAUGAAUUGGAAGACCAUAUUCGAAUUGAACUGCUUGACCCUCGCUGGAAAGAGCAGCGGAAUAAGAUGGAAUCGCGGUAUUCCUCAAGUAACUUAUCUACCGUCGAUGUCGCCAACAACCUCAAGCGCUUCGCUAGCCAGCGCGAUGACGUCUUUGACGGUGUCUCCGGGAUGCCAAUUUCCGAAGAAGAGCAGGCCAGGAGGAAGAAAGCAGCCAUGUCGUACGAUGGACAGCCAGACCCCGCUAAGGAUGCUGUUCGUCUCCAGGAGAUGCAGAGCAUGAAUUUGCAGGAUCAGCUUAGGAGAAUCAAUGAGAAGCAUGGAAGGAAGUAGCCCCCCGGGUGAGUGCACCAAAACCAGGAGAUGAGAUUUCGUUCUUUAUUUUUCAAAGAGCUUGUCUACAUUCUUGCAGCUAUCUACAGCUAGAGUGAUAGAGUCUCCCCAAGGUUUCUAUUCAUCUCGGUUACAAACUUCUUCCAUCCGGCCUGGUAGCCUUAUGGGAUUCAAUUGCAUCAGUGGAGUUCAUGGCAGGGAAUCACCGUCUGUAUAAAAUCGUCGCUGGGUGGCGGAAUGGGAAUUCGUCGACAGACCUUUUACAUCCGCUUCAAUGUAGGCUCUUCCAGAGCAGAUAAUUCAGAACAAUACCC
Messenger RNA from Lindgomyces ingoldianus, 1938 nucleotides. RefSeq lists its product as uncharacterized. The transcript has 2 exons. Gene Ontology annotation, molecular function: RNA binding. Bases 41 to 1624 code for a protein of 527 amino acids. Lineage: Eukaryota; Fungi; Ascomycota; Dothideomycetes; Pleosporales; Lindgomycetaceae. The record is from RefSeq and is a predicted model, not a curated record. Gene Ontology annotation, biological process: regulation of alternative mRNA splicing, via spliceosome; mRNA cis splicing, via spliceosome. Gene Ontology annotation, cellular component: U2 snRNP; catalytic step 2 spliceosome; U2-type prespliceosome.